Molecule: messenger RNA, 2255 nt
Organism: Vicia villosa (hairy vetch)
Lineage: Eukaryota; Viridiplantae; Streptophyta; Magnoliopsida; Fabales; Fabaceae
Product: kinetochore-associated protein KNL-2 homolog
Exons: 9
Coding region: 174-2033 (619 amino acids)
Source: RefSeq, a predicted model, not a curated record
CCUCUCCUUGAUAAAAUUCUCCCGGCUCCCCUCUCUCCCAAAGGAAGGAAGAGACCACUAUACGAAAGCAGAAGUUUUUAGAGGGAUUCUCAUUCUCUCCAAAUCAAAAUCAGAUGCAAUAACAAGAGACGCUAUCACUGCAGUGCGCCUGGAAGGAAGAGCGAAGUUCAACAAUGGCAGACUCGAGUUCCAAUGCCACCAACGCAGGCUCUCAUUUCCUACCAACGGUUACAUUAUUCGACUGGUGGCUCGUUAAAUCCCCAGACAACCGUUUAUGCAUCUCCGGCAACGCUUCCAGAAAGGGAGAAGCCGUUCGCGUGUUCAAUUCUUCUCCUAUUGUUGAAAGAUACGAUGUGUAUUCCCUUAAGAAUGCCGAGGGUAUAUACAUUUUCAUUAGGGGUAUCAUCAAUGAGGAACGCACGCUCGAAAAAGGUUUUACUCCUCAGAUUUUCAAUAGUUUUUACAUUGGCUUUCCUCCAAACUGGGAAACUUGUUGGGUUUUACAUUGUAUCAGAGAAGAAGAAGAAGAAGUAGAAACUGGUACUGAUUUGGUCAAUGCUGCUAUGAAUACUGAAUCUCCAAUUUGUGAAGACAUUUUGUCUGACGUUGUUUUGGUUGUUGUUGCAGAUGAGCAAAAAUCCAUUUCUGUUUUGUUGGAAUUGCCUGAAGAAGCCCCAGAAAAUAACCAGACACCAUUCCCUGGAGAUGAAUGCCAAGUCUCAAAGGAGACGAGUGGGGUAAAUGUUGCUUGUGGUGGUGGUGUAAUUAAACGUAGUACCAGGUUACAUAGUAUUAACGUCUGUCAGCAGAAGAAGAUAGAGAAGCAGCAGCCUACGUCUAGAGGUCCUCUCAAGCAUCCAGAUGGAGAGCCAAGCUCUACCUCCAAGGCAGUGGAAAAUCGUGAUUCGGAUACUGCGCAUCUUGAUAAUGUAUCAGCAAAUCUUCCAGAAAUAUCAUCUGGUGCUGUGGAAAAUUCUUUUCCUACUUCAUCGGUAACACCUGAAAAGGCCACGGGACAUUGCAAUAAGUUAUUCCCUGAAGGUGAAGAAGAUAUGUCAAUUAAGACGAGUGAGGCCAAUGUUGUUCAUGGUAGUGGCAGGAAUAGACGUAGUGCCCGGUUGCAUAAUGUUAAAUCCUUCCAAAAGAAGCAGCCUGCUACUGGAGGUCCGGCAACACGUCGAGGUAAAAACCGGAUCUCCGCCUCAGCAGCCAUAGAAAAGAGUGAUGGGGGGCUGGAAAAUCUAUCGACAUCCGUUCAGUCACAAAGUGGAAUAGUAAACACGUUGUCUGGGCAGGUCUCUAAUAAAAUAAUAUCCAAAACUUCUUCAGCAAAAACUGAAGUGGGUCAUAAGAAAAAGAAGGUGACAGUUGAAACAGAAAAGAGUGAUGGGGGGCUGGAAAAUCUAUCGACACCAGUUCAGUCUCAAAGUGGAAUAGUAAACACACUGUCUGGGCAGGUCACUAAUAAAUUCAGAUCCAAAAUUUCCAAAACUUCAGCAAAAACUGAAGUGGGUCAUAAGAAAAAGAAGGUGACAGUUGAAACAGAAAAGAGUGAUGGGGGGCUGGAAAAUCUAUCGACACCCGUUCAGUCACAAAGUGGAAUAGUAAACACGCUGUCUGGGAAGGUCACUAAUAAAUUCAGAUCCAAAAUUUCCAAAACUUCUUCAGCAAACACUGAAGUGGGUCAUAAGAAAAAGAAGGUGACAGUUGAAACAGAAGCCGUGAAUCACAAGAGAAAAGUUAUGAAACCCCCAUCUUCUGUAAAAUCUCCACAGGGAAGGGAUGUAACUCACUUGAACAAGGGAAGUAAACAGGAAUUAACCAUGGUUUCCCCGGAGUCAUUGAGUCUUAAAAAAUCCAGAUCUGGUAGGUUACUUCUACCUUCCAUGGAGUUUUGGCGCAACGAAAUACCCAUUUAUAAUGCGGACCGUGGGAUUAAAGAAAUUCAGCAAGACUUGACUUUGACAUCACCUUUUAGAGGCUUUUCGCCAUCACCUUUUAGAGGCUUUUCGCCGUCACCGGGCAGGUUUUGAACUUCUGAUUCUGGUGUUUUGGAUAUGGUUUGGAAAAUUACAGCAGUUUGGAUAUUUGGAAGAGUAAAAAUGUAAAUAUUGUUUAAAGUAUUCACUAGUGUUCUCUGGAUUAUGGUAUCAAAUCUGCAGCUACUUUAGUUAGGUUUACAUAGAAUGUCUUGAUAAAAUUUAGAGACCCCUCAAUGGCACAUUAUUAUUUUAUUUUUUUAAGUUAUUAGCAUU